Stomoxys calcitrans (stable fly) is the source of this 824-nucleotide messenger RNA. RefSeq lists its product as uncharacterized. Gene Ontology annotation, biological process: G protein-coupled receptor signaling pathway. The transcript is spliced from 5 exons. Gene Ontology annotation, cellular component: neuron projection. The record is from RefSeq and is a predicted model, not a curated record. NCBI's taxonomy places the organism in Eukaryota, Metazoa, Arthropoda, Insecta, Diptera, Muscidae.
UCAGAGAGCAAGAGUUCAGUGUUUUGUGUCUAGUGCUGAGUUGAACAUCAUUUUGGCGGAUUUUGUUAUUUCAUUAAAAAUCGUCUAUUUUCUUUCCAAAAAUGGCCUAUGUGAACGGGUUUCCUUAUGAACACUAUCGAAAUUCGGCAGUGAUAGCCCAUCGCCUCUCAAUUUAUAUGUCAAAUAUAUUUUUACAAUCAAAAAAUCCUCAAAAGCUAAUUUUAGAUAUAAACGCUCAUGUGGCCUUAUUUCGGGAUAUGUUAAUACAUGUAGGUCAAUCCAAGGAUAACCCAGAGUUACGCGAAAAAAUUCGUAAAUAUCGUCAUAUAUGUGUGGAUGAAUGCAGACAUGCUGUGGAUGUGAUGACUGAUUUGGUCAAAAGUGCCAGUGACGAUGACGGCUGUAGUUUACACGAUAAUUCACAUUUAGUGUCCCUUUAUAAUUUGAUGCAAAUUUUUUCAAGGGAACUUAUUUAGAGCUAUCGGUUAAUUCAAGUAAUGCCGAUGGACAUGAGUAAACUUCAUGAAAAUCGUUCUCGACCUACAAAUUUCGGUAACGUUCUUGGUCAAUUACUAUUGUGCAAACAAAUAAAUCCCGAUUUCAGGCAAGAGGAACUGUGUAAUAUUGAAAAUUCUGUUAACGUCAUCGAAUCAUUAAUAGCCGAAGUAGAAUCAUAUAUCCCCCAGCCACAAGGAUUAAUAGGAGAUGAAGGGAAAUCUUUAUCAUACCUACCAUGUAAAGAAACAGCUCAUGUGAAACGCAACCGCCUUUUUUGCUGUAUUUCUCGCCCAAAAUAUAAAUAAAUUAAGAAAUUAGUAUUAUAA